UCAGUCAGGUUUCUUGGCCGCUGUAUUUCACAAGCAAGUUACUGCCUGCCAGCCUGCCCCACCUAAUUUUGUUUCUCUGGCACCAUAAUCCUGCUCAAUGCGACACUUAACCCACCUGUUCUCUGAUGCCAGGACACCUGUGACAUUUCAGUUACCAUCUGUAAGCACCUGUGAGUUCUGGAGAUCCCUCUUAUUAAAAUCAUUACCAAAGAAGUCUACAAUGUUGACCUUAGCCAAAAUUGUGUUGAUUUCGAUUCUGUUCCUUUCUUUACCAUUUUCAAGUCAUGAGAAAGAAAAUCUAGGAAGAAACACCACACAAAGCAUGGCAAAAGAAUGGAAACUAGUAGAAAAUAUGUCUAUUCCACUGGAAAGAAAAGAAAAUGUACAUUCAGACAAUGAAAAUAGAAAUGACUCCAAUUCCAAGGGAACUGAUUCCCCUCUUUUUGAUGUAUCUUCACUCUAUGAAAUAAUAAAUUCCACCAAUAAUUUGCCAAUGGACAACUCCUCUGAGGUUCCAAGACUCACAUCUACAUUUUCCACGAUCCCUUCCUUGGCACAUGGCUUUGUUUCAAAAUUGCCUUUGAACUCAUCUCUAAGAGAUGAAAACCUUUUGCCAGCCUCAAAACCUCCCAAUUCUGUACAUACAAUAUCAUCAGAAAACUUCACUUGGUCUUUGGACAAUGGCACCAUGAAUGAUCCUGACAACAGUUCCCCUGCAAUUAGUCUCUUCACCCCAGCACUGAAUGCCACAGCUGAGACCCCUUUCACAAUGGAACCAACUAGAUGGAUUACAACAAGCAGUGAUAAUUUUGCUGAUUUUACCCCCUAUCAAGAAAAAACAACUUUACAGCCCACCACAAAAUUCACCAAUAAUUCAAAACUAUUUCCAAAUACUUCAGAUCCCCCAAAAGAGAGCAGAAGUACUGGAAUAGUAUUUGGGGCCAUUUUGGGGGCAAUUCUGGGGGCCUCACUGCUUAGUCUUGUUGGGUACUUAUUGUGUGGAAAAAGGAAAACCGACUCAUUUUCCCACCGUCGACUUUAUGAUGACAGAAAUGAACCAGUUCUGCGAUUAGACAAUGCACCAGAACCAUAUGAUGUCAAUUUAGGAGAUUCUAGUUACUACAACCCAACUGUGAAUGCCUCAUCUAUGGCAGAAGGUGGGGAAUUUGGGCCUGACAGCAUUCCAAUGGGUGACAUAUCACCACAUCGUACCUCGAUGUAAGCUACGAUUAAACGGCUCCAGAAGGCAGGUGCUCAACUACAUCCUGGUCUUUUAACAAACUCAUAUUCCAAGAGAUUAUGCAACAUCACUGCCACGUGGCUUGCUCAAGGAGACUGGCAAAAGCACAAGACUUGAAGCAUAAGCACAGAAAGGAUCGGUCAUCCGAAAACUUGCUUUUUUAAUCUUCAGCUGGGCUGAAGUGUGUGUUAUAUAACAACAUAAUUUGUAUUUUGGUGUAUUUGCUAGGAAAUCUUUUCUGAAAUCAGGUAACACUAAAUGAUAGCACUGUUUGAUACUCUAAUAAUAAUUCUCCAACAAAGACUGGGAAUCAAACCUACAUUUCCCGCAUCUUAUUUUUUAAGAAAACCAAUGGCAUUAACUUCAUUCACUCUUCCACCUACAGUUCAUAGCCACAAAGUAAGAUGACUGGGUUUUUGAUGGAAAAGUUGGAUGGUGAUUUAUUUUCUGUUUGUUUGCUUGUUUUGUUUUAUAUUGACAACGUCCACAAUUUUACAGACAAUAAAACCCUUUACAACUCCAGUCUCCAUCAUAUCCC
This is a messenger RNA of Jaculus jaculus (lesser Egyptian jerboa), 1778 nucleotides long. RefSeq names its product mucin 15, cell surface associated (gene Muc15). Lineage: Eukaryota; Metazoa; Chordata; Mammalia; Rodentia; Dipodidae. The transcript is spliced from 4 exons. The record is from RefSeq and is a predicted model, not a curated record. The coding region runs from base 98 to 1222 and encodes 374 amino acids.